AUGGCGUCGAGCACCGGGGAGAUCGCUCCCGGUCCUAGCACACCCGCUGUGGCAAAUGCUGCUCCUCCGCCGGCGACCACCAUGGAGGUCAAGAUGGGUGCCCGGCUGCUGGCAGCGGCGGCGUGCUCAGGCACUUCCAAGAAGCUUGAAUCGCUUCUCGACGGGCGAGCAACCGCCCCCGGCAACGGCAACGUCGGAAACCUGGCAAUGCAGCCAGCUUCUCCUCCCGGCGACGAAGAAGCAUUCCUCCGAGAGUCGCUCGUGUACGCGGUCACCACGGGAGGUGACACUCUUCUCCAUGUCGUGGCCGCCACCAUUUCUUAUCACGAGGAUUUCUUGAAAAAAGCUGGUUUCAUCUACGGGAAGGCACCAGACCUCCUCUUCAUGCAGAACAGCAGGGGAGAUACACCCUUGCAUUGUGCUGCACGAAUGGCGAACAUCAAAAUGGUGUCUCUUCUCAUUGAUCUUGCUAGAGGCGAGGACGGCAGCACUAACAGAGUAAAGGCACUGCUACGAACAGAAAAUAAGAUCAAUGAGACAGCCUUGCAUGAGGCUGUGAAGUCUUUUUUUGUUGGACAACAUGAAGUAGUCAAGUUGCUCAUGGAGGAGGACUCACAAUUAGCCAGUUUUCCGAAAAAUGGUGCUUCGCCGCUAUACCUGGCCAUCUUAAUGCAAAGAAAAAGCAUCGUGAAAACACUCUACGAGUUGAGCGGCGGGGUUAUUUCAUACUCUGGACCAAAUGGACAAAAUGCAUUGCAUGCUGCUGUUCUCCGAGGCAAAGAUCUUACAGAGAUGCUGUUAGGAUGGAACAUCAACCUUACAACACAACAAGAUGAUAAUGGAAAUGCAGCUCUUCACUUAGUUGCAUCUGUACUCCAUCAAAGAGACCUAAGAGCCAUACGUUUGCUUCUACUGAAGGCCAAUCCAGAUGCAUUAUAUCAAGCGGACAACAAUGGAUCAUUCCCCAUACAUGUGGGUGUAAAACCUGCCAUCAGUGAUUUUCUUAUGGAGUCACCCAGUUGUGUUGGUUUUUGUGAUGCUAGGGGAAGGACAGUUCUUCAUGUUGCAGUUGAAAAAGGGGAAAUGUGGAGAGUCCGUUUUGCUUGCAGCAACCGAUCUUUAUCAUGGAUUUUGAAUAUGCAAGACAACAAAGGAAACACGGCCAUGCACCUAGCUGUACAGACAGGGAACUUUACGAUGUUCUGUGCUCUAUUGGGGAAUACAAAGGUAGACUUGAAUUUAACAAAUAAGAAAGGAGAGACUCCGUUUGAUAUAGCACGUUCCAAGCUUAUUAUCAAAGGUCUACAUAGUAACCAGAACAGCUCAGCAAAAAUACACUGGACACUCGGAUAUGUUGGUGCUAAGUCAGGUAUUUAUCGCCGGGAUUACUUUGAAGAAAAAAAGGAAAUCGUCCAAGCAAGACAGAAUGAAACACGUACAAUUGAGAAUGUGAAAGAUGGGACACAAAGCCUAUGUAUUGGCUCCGUACUAAUAGCAACCGUGACAUUUGGUGCAAGUUUCGCCAUGCCUGGAGGUUAUAGAGCUGAUGAUCACACUAACGGAGGCACACCAACACUUGCUGGAAGGCUUGCUUUUGAUGCAUUCAUGAUAGCCAAUUCGUGUGCAUUCACUUGCUCCAUGAUAGCGACAAUUGCUCUUAUGUUUUCCGGAUCUCCCAUGCAUAACCCUCAGAGCCGGUUAGUUCACUUAGGCACGGCCUUUGGUUUCAUGUCAAUUUCGAUUACAUGCUUGAUAGCGGCCUUUGCACUUGGUACCUAUAUGAUGCUAGCUCAAGUUGCUCAUAAGAUAGCCAUUGCAGUAGAUGUCAUGAGUUCUCUCAUAUUGCUCUAUCAAAGUUUGGAAAUUGCAAUCAAGAAUAGUCUUCUUGUAUCGCCACUCUGUAGAAGGAAGGGGAUAUGUCAGAAGAGAGUCUGGACAUUCCCAUUGACAGCAGUCACAUUCGUGGGCAGUAUUAUAAUUCAACUUUGGCCCAUAGCAGUCAUCUUUUGUUUGACUGCAUUAAGUCACACCCGUGGCAAAGGGGAACCUGAAGCACAACCACCGACACCGCUAGCUUGA
Molecule: messenger RNA, 2079 nt
Organism: Triticum turgidum subsp. durum (durum wheat)
Lineage: Eukaryota; Viridiplantae; Streptophyta; Magnoliopsida; Poales; Poaceae
Source: the annotation of a GenBank genome assembly